Messenger RNA from Microcebus murinus (gray mouse lemur), 1318 nucleotides. RefSeq names its product family with sequence similarity 151 member B (gene FAM151B). NCBI's taxonomy places the organism in Eukaryota, Metazoa, Chordata, Mammalia, Primates, Cheirogaleidae. The record is from RefSeq and is a predicted model, not a curated record.
CUUCGCAGGGAGCGCUCCAGAGGCCUUGCAGGCUGCUCUCCUGCCCGCAGCCUGCGGUCUGUGCAGGCAAGUUUCCACGCCGCCUGUGAGAGGUCUGCGGGGCGCCAGCCGCUCGGCGCCUGCGCGGACGGCGGACGUCCGCCACCAUGACAGCGCCCUCUGGGGGCCCGGGAUCUUGGAGUGAAAAUAUACUAGAGUAUUUUCUGAGAAAUAACCAGAUUACAACAGAAGAUGGUGCUGAGAUCAUCUGGUAUCAUGCAGCUAACCACAAGGCACAAAUGAAUGAAGCACUGAAAAGUACUGCUCACAUGAUAGAAGCUGAUGUCCUCCUGCCAGAUGAUGGAUCAGAGGACUGCCAACCAAUUAUGGCCCAUCCUCCUGAAACAAACAGUGAUAAUACCCUACAGGAGUGGCUGGGUGAAGUUACAAAAAGCAAUAAAGGCAUCAAGCUGGAUUUCAAGAGUCUGGCAGCUGUAGAACCAUCCAUGAUGCUCUUGGAAAAUGUGAAGAGGCAUCUGAAGUGUCCCGUAUGGAUUAAUGCUGAUAUUCUUCCUGGUCCAAAUGGAAAUAGCAAAGUAAUAGAUGCAAAACCAUUUAUAGAUACUGUGACAUCCUUCUUUCCAGAUGUGACAUUAUCUCUGGGUUGGACAACAGGAUGGCAUCCUGAGAAAGUCAAUGAAGGAUACAGUUGGACAAUGGUGAAAGAGAUGGAAUAUAUAUGUAAUGAACUAAAUCAGCCUGUAACAUUCCCUGUGAGAGCAGCAUUAGUCAGGCAGUCUUGUUCUCAGUUACUUUGGCUGUUGAAGAAAUCAAACAGGUACAGCCUGACUAUUUGGACUGGAAAAAAUGAUAACUAUUCCAUUGAAGAUUUACUUUAUAUUAGAGAUCAUUUUGACAAAAACCAAGUUUUCUAUGACAUCUUGGAACCACAAAACCUUCAAUUUAAACAAGCCAUUGGAAUCAAAGUUAAUCUCUAAGAAGAAGAGUCUUCCAAAUUAUUUUCUGUGCUUUAGUUUCAUAACCCUUCUCUGCAUUGGUCUGAAUUAAUUAUCAUGUAAAUUAUGAUUAUAGGCUUAGGCUCCAAUUCAUCCAAUCAGGAAACAUUCAUUGUGUUUUUACUCUGUGGGCAUAUGUUCUUAUAAUAGUACACAUAUAAAAGAUUUGGAAAGGAGAUUUCAGUGGCCUAGUCUAAUCAUAAUUUAGGAAAAUGAUACUCUGCACCUCUUUAUAAAAAGUAACUUUGAGCCUGAGCAAGAACAAUAUCCUGUCUUUACUAAAAAUAGAAAAAUUAGCUGGGCAUUGUGGUGCACCCCUGUGU